ACAGUUGAUGCUGAGGUGUCAAGCAGAGAGCACGUCUCUCGCAUACACUCUGUGAUGUUUACGCGAAAGACGAAAUGUGAUGUGCGUGAAUAGUGUACAGUAGAAUUUUGAAAAUAGAACAUUCUAAUUUCACGGGAUAAUUUGGUAAAAUAGGUUAAAAGUACUGCGUUUUUAAAUGCACUUACUUUUAACAAAUGAAAAAUACUCAAUAGUGUAUCCGUGAUGACAAUAUGCCAGUGUUCUACUGUGAAUAUAAGUUCAAAAAAUGUGUUUAAAAAGAUAAUAAUCGCAAAUAAUUAGGAUGUGAAACCAUGUUGGAAUGCGUGCGUCGCGAUGGCUCAGUGGUACACGCGACGGACAACGGAUGUUACUGUUUUAGGCUGCUGUUUUUGCUGACAAUUGUGCUUUUAUGCGUGAGACCGGCACUACCAGGCGGUGUAUCGCUAGGCGCACAUUUGGUGUGCGCGAGAGUGGCAGGAUUAACAGACAAGCAACGCGCCAUGUGUCGAUCUUCCCCCGCCGCCAUUGCAGCUGUAGGUGACGGGUUGAGGAUGGCGUACGCAGAAUGUCGAAACCAGCUUGGAGGCUAUAGAUGGAACUGCACAGGUAUCGGCGAUGGAAACGACUUCGGCCACGUGAUGCCUUUAGCAACUCGUGAGGCCGCAUUCACAUAUGCGAUCACAUCGGCUGGCGUGACGCACGCGCUCAGCACAGCCUGCGCGAGAGGCGAUCUACCGGCUUGCGGAUGCUCAUCAAAUAGGAGACGAGCUCCAAGUCCGUCAGAUCAGUUCCACUGGGGUGGUUGUGGUGAAUCAGCGUACGGUGCCCGGUUCGCUCGACGAUUCCUGGAUUCACGGGAAAUAGAGGCCGAUGCUAGGAGUCUUAUGAAUCUCCACAAUAACCGAGUUGGAAGGAAGUUUUAUUUACAGAUAGUAAAGGACCUAGUUCGACGCGAGUGCAAAUGUCACGGUGUGUCUGGGUCGUGUGCUCUGCGCACAUGUUGGCGCGCUUUGCCGCCAUUUCGCGCUGUUGGCGCAGCGCUGAGGGAGAAAUAUCACCGCGCGAGACUGGUAACACCCCACCCUCCGCCUGCCACGCAUGCACCACAGACGCAUUUGGUGAUACGAAGGCCAAGACAGAACGCAGGCAUUGGCAGGCAACCAAGAAAAUCUGAACUGGUUUUCCUGGAACCAUCUCCUUCCUACUGUGAAGCGGAACCAAUGACAGGCUCCUUUGGGACACAUGGGAGACACUGCAAUCGAACAUCUCGGGGUGAAGAUGGAUGUGAAACUCUCUGUUGCGGAAGGGGUUACAACACAAUACAAUCUGUCGAAGAAACAAAAUGUCGAUGUAAAUUUCACUGGUGUUGUCGCGUUUCUUGCGAAAAGUGUGUAACGCGCACGGAAAUUCACGUGUGCAAGUGAACACAAACAUUUUUAACGAUGGCAACAUAUGUAUCGAAUAUCGAUAGAGUGCACGAUUUAGUACUUAACACGAUGAUUUAUAUUAAGUGUGUUUACUAAUUAUUUGUAGCUUGUAAUUGAUUGUAAAAUAUAAUUUAUAAUAUUAUCGAUACCUUAAGUAUUUAAGUGUUAUAUAUUGAUACAUAAUAAGAUGGAUUUUCCACAUUUAUAUAUUCAGUAGUAUAAUUUGGUUUUUGAUGACGAUUAAAACAUUUAUUCCUAAUUAAAUACUAUCGUUAUUCAUGAAAACUAAAUUCUAAUAACACCAUUCUAACUCAAGUACUCGUUUAUCUCUUUUCAUCACAGUUCAUAAUUAGUAGGAAAAAGGCAAAAGAAUUUUGUUUAUAAAUCAGAUAAUAUUUUUUAGUAAUUUAAUAUUUGGCAACGUUAUUUAAAAGAUCAAUUCAAUUAUUGUGAUUUAAUGCUUUUUAAUUUGCAAGUUCUAUCGUUUUUUUACAAUUUAGUAUUUAUUCUGAAUUUAAGUAAGUAUCACUAAGAAUUUAUAAUUUAAUAAGUAUUUUAAAUAUAACUUCUAGUAUUAAUGUAAAUAUGCCACCAGUAUUUUUCUUUAUAUGCAUGUAACGUUUGUAUAGACUCAGCGGCUUUAAAAUAUUUCUAAAAUAAUUAUAAUUAAAGAAUAUUGGCUAAAUGCUACUCACUCAGCUUCUACCAGCUAUUCUUCUAUUAAACUACCACGCAUUCAUAGCCAUUAUUCACGUCAAAUACUUAAUAUUAACACAUUCCAUAAAGUAAGACCUAACUUAUUUAAACCACCUAAAUUGUAAUAAAAUUUUCACAAGUAGUA
Messenger RNA from Pieris napi, 2268 nucleotides. RefSeq names its product protein Wnt-7b (gene Wnt2). The record is from RefSeq and is a predicted model, not a curated record. Gene Ontology annotation, biological process: multicellular organism development; positive regulation of JNK cascade; cell fate commitment. Gene Ontology annotation, molecular function: cytokine activity; frizzled binding. NCBI's taxonomy places the organism in Eukaryota, Metazoa, Arthropoda, Insecta, Lepidoptera, Pieridae. Gene Ontology annotation, cellular component: extracellular region. Bases 312 to 1424 code for a protein of 370 amino acids. The transcript has 9 exons.